Acanthosepion pharaonis is the source of this 1002-nucleotide messenger RNA. The record is from the annotation of a GenBank genome assembly. Lineage: Eukaryota; Metazoa; Mollusca; Cephalopoda; Sepiida; Sepiidae.
AUGUUCUUCUCUCUCUCUCUCUCUCUUCUCUCUCUCUCAAAUUCUGUUCUUCUCUCUCUCUCUCUUCUGUUCUUCUCUCUCUCUAUCUGUUUCUCUCUCUUCUUCUGUCUCUCUCUCUCUCUCUCUCUUCUGUUCUUCUCUCUCUCUCUCUCGUUUCUGUUCUUUUCUCUCUCUCUCUCUCAAAUAUAUUCUGUUCUUCUCUCUCUCUCUCUCUCUCUCAAAAAUCGUUCUUCUCUCUUCUCUCUCUCUGUAAAAAGAAGCUCUCUCUCUUUACAGGGUUUUUUUUAUUUUUGUCUUUUGUCCUUUUUGUCUUUUGUCCUUUUUGUCUUUUGUCCUUUUUGUCUUUUGUCCUUUUUGUCUUUUGUCCUUUUUGUCUUUCUUUUGUCCUUUUUUCUUUUUCUUUUUGUCCUUUUUCUUUCUUUUGUCUUUUGUCCUUUUGUCCUUUUUUUUUUGUCCUUUUUGUCUUUCUUUUGUCCUUUUUGUCUUUCUUUUGUCCUUUUUUGUCUUUUCUUUUGUCCUUUUUUUGUCUUUCUUUUGUCCUUUUUUGUCUUUCUUUUUGUCCUUUUUUGUCUUUCUUUUGUCCUUUUUGUCUUUCUUUUGUCCUUUUUGUCUUUCUUUUGUCCUUUUUGUCUUUCUUUUGUCCUUUUUGUCUUUCUUUUGUCCUUUUUGUCUUUCUUUUGUCCUUUUUGUCUUUCUUUUGUCCUUUUUGUCUUUCUUUUGUCCUUUUUGUCUUUUGUCUUUUUUGUCCUUUUUUUGUCCUUUUUGUUUUUCUUUUGUCCUUUUUGUCUUUCUUUUUGUCCUUUUUGUCUUUCUUUUGUCCUUUUUGUCUUUCUUUUUGUCCUUUUUGUCUUUCUUUGUCCUUUUUGUCUUUCUUUUUCUUUUUGUCUUUCUUUUGUCCUUUUUGUCUUUCUUUUGUCCUUUUUGUCUUUCUUUUGUCCUUUUUGUCUUUCUUUUGUCCUUUUUCAAUCAUUCCACAAGCGAGAAGUAGAAAAAAAAUGCUAG